GGUCCUCGCUGGUUUAAGAGUGGGUGGGAGCGGCUUUUGAGUGUAAAUUGAGAGUUGUGCGUGUGUGUGUGUUGGCCCCCCCAGCCCCCGCGUUCAUGUGUGUGUGCAGGAGGGAAGGAUCACUGAAGUCUGAGGACGUGUUUGCUCAGUAAUCUCCGGCUCAACCUGUCGGAUAGGUGUGGGCUGGCAUUGACGGCACAGGUAUGAAGAGCGAUCCAGCGCAGACGUGAGCGAGGAGGAAGACGAGAGUAAGACACUUGAAUAUUCUUCACUUGGGGACCAAAGUCAGCUGGAGAUCCUUGCAAGGUGGAAUGGCUGUUCUGAAAGGACAAAGUCUCAUUGGAACUCUUCGUAACGUCAAAUAACCUGGAGGACAUUCUUCUGCUGCUCAACAAAUGUCGGAUUCUCAUGUUGCAUUUUAAGACCUGGGAUGUUCAAGAUGCUGCUGUUUUUCUCAGCAUCUUUUUAUUCAUGUGUCACCUCGCCGCAGCCAUCACCAUCCAGUCCCCACAGAGGAGCCUGACCAGGUCUGUCCAGGAGGAUGUCUUCUUCUCAGCCGACAUCACCUGCGACGGGAUCCCCACCAUACAGUGGACCUUUAUGUCAGGAGCGGUGAGCCGAAGCAUCGGCACGUGGCUGCCGGGCGGCGCCACCAACAUCACGGAUGACUACAGCAGCCGGGUCAAGGCCUACUCGAACGGGUCCAUGGGCUUGUCGGACCUGAGGCUGCAGGACACAGGUUUCUACGUCAUCACCGUCACAGAUGUCUCAGGGAGCAGCAAAGACACUGGAUUUGUGCUCAAAGUCAACGAGGUUCUGUAUGAGGACUUCCAGUACUUGGCCGUGUCGGCGUUGGCGCUGGCCGCUGUGGCUGGACUUCUCAUGCUGACUGUGUGGCUGAUUGAAAAAUUAUACCGGAAGAUUUUAGCGUGGAGGAAGAGGAAGAAGAUGCCAGAGAACGACGCGACGGAGCUGCAGCCGCUCUGACGUCGGCACGUCCUGACCGGACUCCUGAGACUAAUCUGGUCGACCUUUUGUGGAGAACAAAAGGAGCGAUACGUACUGGUUCUUCAUCACCUCACUGCAACUGGAUCAUUUGUAAAUAUCAGGCUCAUCAAUACAUAUUUAUUGCUCAACCGUGUCACCUGUGUUCUGAAUUUAUUUCACAUUCAUUCUUUUGUUUUUGAAAGUCUUCAAAAUACAUUUACUGUUCUGAGUCUAGUUAUUUGCUGUUUGCCCAGAAACAGACUGGGUCCUGGAAAUGAUGCCUUCAGGGUCAAACAAACAAAGAACUUGUUCACACUGUUGUACUUCCAAGAAUAGGUUCAUGAGCUCCCAACCUCUGUGGUUCACUGUGAACGGCACAAUGAGGUCAAACUGACCCACAUGCUGAUCUCAGA
Messenger RNA from Synchiropus splendidus (mandarinfish), 1400 nucleotides. RefSeq names its product V-set and transmembrane domain-containing protein 5. The record is from RefSeq and is a predicted model, not a curated record. The transcript has 4 exons. NCBI's taxonomy places the organism in Eukaryota, Metazoa, Chordata, Actinopteri, Syngnathiformes, Callionymidae. Gene Ontology annotation, cellular component: plasma membrane; dendrite; axon. Gene Ontology annotation, biological process: positive regulation of excitatory synapse assembly; filopodium assembly. The coding region runs from base 409 to 987 and encodes 192 amino acids.